Molecule: messenger RNA, 4551 nt
Organism: Lachnellula hyalina
Lineage: Eukaryota; Fungi; Ascomycota; Leotiomycetes; Helotiales; Lachnaceae
Gene: SSN2
Product: Mediator of RNA polymerase II transcription subunit
Exons: 2
Coding region: 1-4551 (1516 amino acids)
Biological process (GO): regulation of transcription by RNA polymerase II
Cellular component (GO): mediator complex
Molecular function (GO): transcription coregulator activity
Source: RefSeq, a predicted model, not a curated record
AUGGAACCUGGCGAAUACCUUACGAAUGUAUUAUCCUUUAGUAACUUCGCAUCGAUAAACUACGAGUACCUUGAACCCCAAGGGCUUCCUCCAGGGAUAGCCAGGAAGGUGCUGCAAAAACUCGAAGCAAGCUGGAGGCAAGAGGGACGGCUGGUACAUUGUGACACAUUUCGGGAUGGAAUUUGGGCAUUUCAAAAUGCCUCGAACACUUCGACGAGUUCUCCAAUAUCCAAGGGUACUUCUACAGAUACCAGUAUCGUUGAGGCGCAAGGGAUUAGGCUUGUCUUGAGGGAGAAAGGAAUAUUUGAACCUGCCAGCCUUGCAAAGAGCAAACAUACUUCGCCAAAUGCUCUGAAUAAUCCAAACAGCAACUCGUCACCUUCCUCGUCAUCCCUUGAAGCGAAUAUUCGAAAUGCGCAGCUUCAAAACUCAAGAGCAAUGCAGGGCAAUGCAAUGCCCGAACCACCGAUGCAUUCGCCUGGACUCAAGCAAUCCAACAAGCCAGAUGAAAUAUGGCCAUCAAUGAGAGAGGUUCAUGAGGGUUUCAUAUCGGCUGUGCUUGGUUCACUGGUCUAUUUUCUUUGCCGUGAUGAGUGUCUCGUACCCCUCAAUUCACGAACUUUGAUUUUGAAUUCUACAAAACCAUUAAACCAGGGUGGGUUUGCUAGUAGUUCUCUACAAAUAACAAAUGCAAUUACACUUGCAACGUUAGAUAUCAGCCUGACCUCGCUGGGUACACUUGUGGUCAAGGCUCAUUCUGAUACAGCGUCUGGUCUACAAAGUCUUGUAGAUGGUUCAGGGGUUUCAACCGCCGUGGUACCAGGCGCUGCCUUGUGGUUAGCACCGGGUGGAAAUGCUGCAAAAUUUUAUGGCACAUGCGACGAUACGGACUUGCCUUCAAGCUCAGCAUCUCAAGUACAGGCAAGUGCUACAGAUUCGAAGCUGAACAAUUUCAGUGAAGCCUCUAUGAAAUCAUGGCAGUCUAAAUGCCUCGAAUGGUUAUCUGCGAAAGGUAUCAAUACUGCUGCCAUCGAUAGUGCGGGCUGGCUAUACGUGCAAGUACUCGGCGGUCACUCGUCAUACUCAAAAUCCGAGAAUCAAGGGAUACCAAUUCUUGAAGGCUUAACUAUUGUUCCUUGGCCAGCUGUACUCUGCUUUCAAACUUCUAGCUCUGGGACUCGCGAUUCUCAGCCCAAUGGAAAACACACUAAUCAUGGGCGAGAUCCCAUUUCGUUUGCCGAGAAUUGGUUCACUGGUAGAGAUGAGAGAGCAAGUAUUAUGCUUAAGCGGCAAAAAGAGAGACAGAUAGCUGAAGCACGAUCCAAAGAGCAAGCUGAUGUAGAAGCACGUGCGCUGCAGUCGGCCAUACAAUCCCCUGCUGUCUUGCGAAGAGCGAGUAAUGCUGGCGCAAUGUAUCCAACGCCGCCGGAUGCGAUUCAUCAUCCUAUCGGAGCAACUCCAUCUUUCGACGGUGCUGCUUCUACACCAGGAAACCUGAAUCCUUUUAUCCAACAGGAUACUUCGACCAUGGCUCAAACUAGCUCUGGAAUUGGCACGGGCAUGGCUGACAGUGAGGCAGACAUUUGGGGCUCAUCUAUCAAGAAAGGAAGAGCGAUUUCAAACGCACAUUUCAAUGAUGGCGAAAACGAUGCCGAUGACCAGUUUAAUGAUAUCGGAGGGGAUCUAUUUGGAGCUGAUAUCACAGAUGCGGACUUCAAUUUUUUCGACGAGCCUGAUUCAAUUCAGCUUGAGCCACGUAUACCUGGUGCUGUGGACUUUAAGCAAAUUCCCGUCAACAUAGUCCCAGAGUCCCGUGAUGUCCAAAUCUCCUCCAAUAUGAAUGGAAUGGACGCUCCGGAUGCUCUUAUUCACGAGCCACGAGGGUCUGAGGAGAAAGAAGAUGAGAAGACAAUGUUGUUCCAAACGGAAAUCGUACCAAGCGGAACAGACGAUGGCAUAUCGAAAAAGGCCAGCAAUGCGCCGACCACGGAACAUGUUUUUCAGCCUCCAGUACAGCCUCCUUUCAACCAAGAAGCUAUUUAUAGACGACUUACUCUUGGGCCGCUGGCUGGUCGUCAAAAGAAUGCGCCUCGACGUGCUAGUACUUUCGACAAGGUGGACUUCGAAAGGGCCUUGUCAUCAGUUGACAAGAAAUACAGAGCGCAUGGACAGUUCAACUUCUCCUCGGUUAAGAAAAAUUAUAGACCAACAGAUGCUACGGUUCUACCUCAGACGGAGUAUCUUAGCAGUCGGAAGAGGAUACAGGAUAAUGAUCCACCAUCGAACACUUUUGCGCGGAUUUGGAUGGACGAAGGGGUGAAUGAUAAGCUCGAAUCACCUGAGAAAAUGGAUUUCCUGAUGGACUCUGACGAUAUGAGCCCAACAUCCGAACAAGACGAUACAAGCAAUACUACCGAUGACCCAUCUUUCCUGCCUAAACUGGGUUUGGAACGAAGUUGGCUGGCAGAGAAUGCUCAGGGAGAUGGAACCGCUACUCCUUUUGAUCCCAUGGCUAUCGACUUUGAGCAAUCCGCGAGUACACCACAGUCAAUGAGCGGCUCACAAAUCCCACUGCUGGAUGCAGAUCCCGCUGACUGGUCCCUUACCACAUACUUCACUUCUCCAGAACCCGAGGUUCAGUCGAAUACCCUUACGGACCUAGAUCGCAUAGCGACAGCACAAAUUCUAGCUGACCAAGCUGUCUCGGGCACCCUUCAACUCCCAAGAGUCUCCGGAAGUGAAACUCCCCUGCGUUCAAAUAAGGUCAACUUCACAAGAGAAUUGAUGCGAAGUGUUACGAAAGCCGCAAAAUCAUAUUUCAAAGAUAUUACACCAUGCACGAUGCGCUCAUUUUUAGACAUUCAAGGUAUCCCAGUCUUAAAUCAAGGGCUUCGAUUACCACCACGGCCCAUAAACCCCCGAGGCCCAAAUCCUUUGGAUCCGAGGUCGCAGAAUCCAUUUCCUAUACACCCUCCUCAGCUUGAGGUCCGGAGAUCAGAUUCAAAACUUUCGAUUCUCCCUCCUGCCAUAAACUUUUGGGAGAACCUCGGGUUAAGUCCUUGCAAAGGUGCCAAGGAUAUCAAUGCAGUCUGCGUCUUUCCCAACAUUGAUGGUGUAGCUACGUCCGCAAACAGCCUUCUUGAACAAAUGAAGAGUGUAUAUGAAUCUUUCAGACUGGGUAGUCAUGAUAGGAUUACCUCGAAAGAUCUCAUCGACGGCUUAAUGCCAUUUUCUUUCGACCCAGAUCAGAAUAAUGGCAGUGCCAAUGCAACAGCCCUUAACUCAAUGGUUGGCCGAUUAUGCAAAGUCCUCUCGACUUUGGCCCUCGAAGAAACGAAUCUCGUGGUUUAUUUUGUCUAUCCAGUCGACAACGCGCCUCUCUUUGUGAACAUUUGCUCAUCUUUCCAUGUCCUAUUUAACAUGUACAGAAAGGCGCUACUUGAUUUGAAGAAGAAGCCGUUCAAUGAGUUGGUCUUACAAUUGAUACCGUUGGACUUCAUAUCGUCCCCAACCACGAUUGUAGCGCCAUUGCCUUCAGAGUAUGCACGACUCGCAAUGGAGGUUUACGACCGAUGUAUGGAUUUCAGCUCUUCGUCUUCGAGUCCGGGUAUCAUGUUAGAGCAGCCUCUUCCUAAGGGUAUCGACUUCAAGCUGAACGCAACUCCAUCAGCAUCUGUACUCCAAGAAAACACGUGCUUUCAUAUCGCAUACGCGCAGAGUAUUGAUGAUCGAUGGGUUACAGCUGUAUGGACGGAUAAUAGAGGAACUCAACAAAUGACUGCCUCGUAUUGUCUUGGGCGUAGAAAUGAGCCGAUAUCGAGGCAGUUUUCAGAGAUCGCCGCCGAGAUUUGGGAUACAACCCUCGACUUCAUCUCUCACAAGAAGAUCCAUUGGCGGAUUAUGAUUGCCCGUGUCGGAGUAAUGGAUCCUUCGGAAAUAGACUUUUGGACAAGCCUCGCAUCGGCGGAGUCGAAUGCACAAGUGAGCUUAACGCUCAUCACUGUGCAGACCGAUCCUUCUUUGCGGCUGUUACCUCCAGCUGUCACCUUAACACCGAAUGGGAAUAAUCCCACACAGUCAACAACGCCUGUAUCGACUCCCCAGCACUCAAUUGUCUCCCCUGAGACUUCAACAACACCAGUUCGCGACGCAACAGUCGCGACCCCUAAUGAAGUUGUUGAGCCAGACGUAGAUGCUCGGCUCAUAGAUUAUACCGACCAAAGCUGGGGCGCAGUCCUCGCGCACCGGCUCAACAACUCCAACUCUCUCCUAGAGCUGAAUCCCGCGCUUAUAAGCGGAUACCUCAUUAAACGAGGUGGAACAAACAGCGAUGAUCCACCCAUCGUUAUCGAAGUGAAUAUUGUACAUAGUGAGGUUGUUGGAAAUCCCAGGACCUUUCAUGAGAGUCUGUUGAGGGAAAUAUUAGGUUAUUAUAGGGGUCUUGCGACCUUGGCUAGGGUCAGAGGAGUUGUGGAUCCAGUCAAGGAUGGGAGACCUUGGCAUGUCGCUGCUGCUGAGAAGGCAGUGAAGGCUUUAUAUAUGCUGAUGUGA